This is a messenger RNA of Leptosia nina, 534 nucleotides long. The record is from the annotation of a GenBank genome assembly. Lineage: Eukaryota; Metazoa; Arthropoda; Insecta; Lepidoptera; Pieridae.
AUGAUUAGAAACGUCCUCCGUAUCAGUCGGUGGCUGGUUCACAAGAGAAUCAAUAUUACACCGGUAGUUAUACGCCAGGUAUCAACUAGAACACCAAAUUGGAAUAGUAAUUUUAUAGCAAACCGUGGAUUUUCUUCCAAUACUAGUGAUAACCAAAUUUCUGACCACUUAGAGCAAGCAGUUUUUGAAGAUAUUUGCAGUGAAACGUUGGAAUCGCUGUGUGAAUACUUUGAAGAAUUAAUAGACCAAUCUAGUCACUUGAAGGGAGCUGAUGUAACUUAUUCUGAUGGUGUAUUGACCAUUUUCUUUGGACCAACUUAUGGAACUUAUGUUAUUAAUAGGCAAACACCCAAUAAACAGAUCUGGCUUAGCUCUCCUACAUCUGGACCUAAACGUUAUGACCUAGUACUUAAAAACGGAGGCUACUGGAUUUACAAACACGAUGGAGUACCUUUGCACCGCUUAUUACAAGAAGAAAUAUCAAAAAUAAUAGAAGAUGUUGACUUUAAAUCAUGUGCACAUAGCAUAGUGUAA